UUAGUUACUCUCUCUCUCCCCAUUUUUCUUGUCUAAAUUUCAUUAAGAAUUUCGCAUAAAUUAUUUGUUCAUCUUGUAAAUUACACGUUGAAGACGUACCCUUAAGUUUUCAAGCUCCAUUGAUCUAGGAAAGUUUACCCACAAAAAUGGAAACGAUGCACAAAUUCAAACUAUCACUUCUUGCUCUCUUAAUGCUACUGCCCUCGACAAAAUCUUCAACAGUACUGCCAAAUUCAAGAAUGUUGUACCAAAUUGCAUGCACAAUGUGCUCCACAUGUUGUGGCAGUUCCCCAGUUACAUCACCACCACCACCACCUCCGCCGCCUCCUUCACUAGCCACCACUUCCAACUGCCCACCGCCACAAUCUCCGCCUGCGUCACCAGGAGGGGGCUUUUACUACUCUCCACCACCACCACCAGCUUCCACCUACACUUACUCUUCACCGCCACCUCCACAAGGCGGUGUCAUUGGCGGCACUUAUUACCCUCCACCAAAUUACAAGAACUAUCCUACACCCCCUCCUCCUAACCCAAUUGUCCCAUACUUCCCUUUCUACUAUUAUAUCCCCCCACCUCCUUCAACGUCUGCUUCUUUCAAGUUGAUAGCUUCUUACACUGUGCUUCCGGGGGUUGCUUUAAAUACUUUGCUUGUUUUGAUGUAGAUUAUAAAGAAAGUAAUGAAGAUGAAAUAAUGUGGCAGAUCUGGGAAAUUAAGUCGCUGCUGAUGAUAUCAGAGAAACUGAGAGUCUUGGCUUCUUGAAACAAGAAGGCGCCCUUCUUUCACUUAGCUUUGGAUCAAGACAUGGGAUUUUUGGCGCAGAAACAAUUGUGAAGUAAAUCACUCUCCUUUUUCUCUUUGCUGUAGAUUGAUCUGUAAU
This is a messenger RNA of Populus euphratica (Euphrates poplar), 878 nucleotides long. Its product is annotated as leucine-rich repeat extensin-like protein 3. The record is from RefSeq and is a predicted model, not a curated record. The coding region runs from base 147 to 662 and encodes 171 amino acids. NCBI's taxonomy places the organism in Eukaryota, Viridiplantae, Streptophyta, Magnoliopsida, Malpighiales, Salicaceae. The transcript has a single exon.